GAAAAGGAAAUUUUGCCAAAGUGAAGCUAGCUAAACAUCUCCCAACAGGACGAGAGGUUGCUGUUAAAAUUAUUGACCGGACGAAGUUGAAUCAAAGUAGCUUGCAGAAGCUAUUCCGAGAGGUGAAAAUAAUGAAAAUGCUGAACCAUCCUAAUAUUGUAAAACUUUUCGAAGUCAUUGAAACGGACAAUUCACUCUACUUGGUGAUGGAGUAUGCAAGUGGAGGUGAGGUCUUCGAUUAUCUGGUUGCACAUGGACGAAUGAAGGAGAAGGAAGCUAGAGCAAAAUUUCGUCAGAUUGUGUCAGCUGUGCAAUAUUGUCAUUCAAAGAAAAUAAUUCACCGCGACCUGAAGGCUGAAAAUCUGUUACUUGACCACGAAAUGAACAUAAAAAUAGCUGAUUUUGGGUUCAGCAAUGAGUUCAGCGCCGGAAACAAGUUGGACACAUUUUGUGGCAGUCCACCUUACGCUGCACCAGAGCUGUUCCAGGGCAAAAAGUACGACGGUCCCGAAGUUGAUGUUUGGAGUUUAGGAGUAAUUUUGUACACAUUAGUUAGUGGUUCGCUCCCAUUUGACGGAUCAAAUUUAAAGGAGCUACGUGAACGUGUCCUUCGGGGUAAAUACAGAAUUCCAUUUUACAUGUCGACAGACUGUGAAAAUCUUCUGAAGAGGUUCUUAGUUCUAAAUCCCGUGAGGCGCUCAUCCCUCGAAACUGUUAUGCAAGACAGGUGGAUGAAUAUAGGGUAUGAAGAUCAGCCCCUGAUCCCCUACACUGAACCCGCUGUUGAUAGUGGGGACGCAAAACGCAUGGAUGCGCUUAUGAAGAUGGGGUACAACAGGGAAGAUAUAGAAUACAGCAUCUCCAACCAAAAGUACGACGAAAUAUUCGCCACGUACUUGUUGCUAGGAAGGAAAUCACCAACAGAUUCUCACAUUGAGGCACUGUUGUCUCCUCCGUUUGAGUACUGGGUAGGGGCUGUAGAGCAGCAGGAAUCGCGCGCCCCCGCUCUGCCCAGAAGAAACCACAGUGCAGUAGCUCCCUGUAGUGCCAACGCCCCCUCGAAGACUAACCGCCCCAAAUACUCCCACCACGUAUCCCCUCCCCAAGAUUAUAUGUUCACGCCAAUAACCCCAACAUCCCCGACGGGACCCCAAAUGUUAGACAUAUCAGAUGAAAUGAAAUCACCGGGACUGAGCAUAGCACCAUCCAGCAAGGUCCCUUACAGAGAUUCGCCCUAUGUUUACCCUGUGCCCUAUCCAAAAAACUCAGGAGGAGACUCAGUGACAGCUGGUUCUUCCAGCUCACGCGGCAAAUCGAGUAGACAGUCAGAAGGGGUGGGCACAGGAGUGUCCCAAAGGGACCCAACUCAAAACAGGAGUGGACGUUCAUCUACGACCACAGACGGCGGAGCCAGUACGGCUGCUGGAACGAAUGGAACAGGAUCUGGCUCCAAAGUCCCCCUGUCCGCAAUGGUCGCCUCCUCUACAAACUCCUCCAACAGGUCAUCCACAGUCACAAACCCUUCGUCGCCACACGACAACCAAACGCCUGCCGCCGCAUCUCAGUCCAACAAUUCCUACACACAGGGAACCAACUCGAACGGAGGCAGUGGGGUCAUGGCGUCUGCCACAGCUGGCAAUGGCGGAGUAUCCUCGGCAUCCCAGAGGAAGAAGAGUGAACCAUUCCAGGGCAUGAUCAGUGGCCACAAGACUAGCAUUAACAAUGCAACCGCUACGCCUGUCAACCCAAAUGAUCCGACACAACAUUCCAACUCAUCAUCCUCCGCAGCCGGACAGCAGAUGGCCACAGUUGGGGCGGGAGACAUGGAGUGUACCUCCUUCUCCGGCAACAACGCAUCCCCUCCUGUAAAUGGAAACCUCACUAGGAUGAACACAGUCCUGAACCCCUCUGGUGGAACCGCCUCUCCGUCUGAUGGGUCGCCUCCUUCGGUUCACUUGGCAGAUGUGAAUGCUAAUCUAGCCCAGCCAGACCCCAGCAACUUAGAAAGAUGUGUUAACGCCAGCGUGGAAGAAUCACGAGUACGGAACUCGGCCGUUCAUCAGUUAGAUGCGUCCCCUACCAAUCCUUUUUAUAAUCCCACUUACGGCCACUCAAAUAUUGGCAACUCGGAAAGUCACCCCUCUCUCCCCACCAGACCAAGCACUGCAGGCGGAGGACAGCCUUUCCGGCUGGGUCAGUUGUCCAGCGGGGUCCAGGAUUUCAACCCUCAAGGAGUUGUAUACCCCUUCGCAAUGCACAACGAACAGUCGUUCCUUCCCUAUGGCACCGACCAGUUCGACCCAGAAAAUCCUAGUUCGCCCUCCUCAACUAGCGGAGUUGGCUUAGCCAGAAUGCAGCCCACGUCACAGCAACAACCAAGUCUCCAUUCUGGGUCAGUGAGAGGUGCCCCUCCUGGCUCCCAAAUUGCACCUCAAGGUCCAUCCCCUCAGAACCCCUCGCUGUCGAGACAAGUUGCGGGCAGGCAAACAUAUCACGGGGGUCCUGUUAAGGAUCACCGGACAGCCCUAAACAUCCCUCCCGCGGCAAACGUCAACCCAGCAGCCCCCUCUUCAGCAAAAGGGGCCAACCAGGGUGGUCAUAGUGAGUUCACAAGAGGCAGCUCAGUGCAAGCAUCGCUGUUCGAAAGAAUAUCAAACCGAUUCAGCAAGAGAAAAAAGUCGUCUAAAAGGGAAAGAAGACACACAAGAAGAAGUUCUGUAGACAUCACUGUUUUGCUGUUCUGUGGCAGUUCUAAGGCUGACCGUAGUCCAAAGAGUCGUAAUAGACACUCUAGUACCGGAGACGUAUACGAGGCAGCGGCCGGUGCUUAUAGCAUGGGGAACUCGCCCUUAGUAGAUAAGAGGCAACAGGAACACGACACGAACGUCACCAACGGAGGCGGAGGUUUCCAUGCACCUGCCCAGGGUGGGGGCACUAUAGGGGGCUCGAUGAGUGGGGGAGCAGGAGGCAGGGGAAUUGACAAACCUCGUUCUCUGCGCUUCACGUGGAACAUGAAGACGACUAGUGCGAUGGAUCCGGCUGAUAUGAUGAGUGAAAUCAGGAAGAUACUGGACAAUAAUAAUUGUGACUAUGAACAGAGGGAGAGGUUCCUACUGCUGUGCACUUUCCAAGACGGGGCGGGAGGGGCGGUGUCGGUUAAUCAGGGCGAGGCCAGUGUCAUCCAAUGGGAAAUGGAGGUUUGCAAGUUACCACGACUUUCCUUGAAUGGAGUGCGUUUCAAGAGAAUUGCUGGAACGUCAAUAGGCUUCAAACAGAUUGCCUCCAAAAUCGCCAACGAACUAAAACUUUGACACUGCUCAAAAAUACAAUUCGCGUACUCGAAAUUUUCAGAAAAAUUAACUUUGAACUUUAAUUAUUGUGUUGGAUAUUCGACCAAGAAAUGUAACUCCGGAAUAAACCGACUGUGCUGGAAAUCGUGGCACGAGAUGUUUUGUUAGUCGUGUUGCGUUAUGUAAUGUAUUUUUCAGUUAUUGGCAUUUGAUCUAUCUAACUGCUGGUGCUUCACAGUUCAAAAUUGCCAUGUUUUAGUAAGACAAAAGUUUUCAAUCAAUUCGAAUUUUAUAAAUGCAUAUAUUAAUACCAUCACUAUCACUGGCGGUAUCUAAUAGUAACCUCGAAUUUUGUUGACUGAACAGUUUUGAUAAAUAUACAUAUUGGGUCGAUUAAUUUUUCUACUUGGUAGUUCAAUAAUGAAUUUCUUUUUUUUUGGGCAGCUGAUAAAUUUUUUGGAGAUUUGUUUGAUGUUGAAGCUGUACAAAUAAUUGUAUUCUAUUGUACUUUAGUCAGCCGACUAAAAACUAAAUGGCUAGGCCUGAUUAAUUUUCAUUAAUUUUGUGAUAUUGCAAAUUAUUGUGUAUUGGCUGUACUGACUGUAUUGUACUAUUAUUCAACUCUGCUCUGAUCUGAUUUCAUCUUCUGAUUUCUGGUAGCGUAUCCUAGCAACAUCAUCUCUUCUUCUACUCUCUAAUGAAAUAGUUCUGCUGGAUGAAUUAAAUUAAUGAUUAUUCCCAAGCCAUAUCCUUUCCGCUCCAACAGUAGUGUAAAUGAAUUAGAUUCCGAAAUUGAUUGUUACCUUCACCUCAUCACAACUCAUCUCGUGUGGUCCCCCUUCUCUUGUUUAGUAGGCACUCAUGGCAAGCAGAAGAAUGUGAAAAGUCAGAAAAAAAACAAUAGAUUACCUUAUAAGAACAAACAAUGAAAAGGAAAGUGGCAUUUACAGCAUAACUGAUUGGGUCUAUUAUUUUUUUGAAAGAUCGAACUCACCUGUUUUGCUCACCUAAAUUUCUUUCUUUUAGUGCCUCUUUGUUCUGUAUUGAGUUCAGAAUUUGGUUAGAUGAAAAUCUGUGCGUGCAAAUAGUAAAUAUCACGUUGAGUAAGCUGAUGGCGACAUGAGUGCACGACACUAGCGAUUAUCGCAAAUUCAAAAAUUGAAGCCGCUCUUAAGCAAAAAGCUGCAGGUUGAUUUGGGGGCGUCUCUCUUUAGUCAUUUCCAGAAUAUCAUAAAAUGCAACUAAACAUGCGAAAAAAGUUUUCACCCUCCAUCAGAUUUUCAGCAUUCUUUCUAUGAUAAUGGGAAUCGCAAAGAGAGUAGCUCCUGUUUAAUUCAACAUAUUUUACACCCACUCCGUCAUUAUUAAGUCCUCUCGCCUUCUCACGUCCAAAUCCAACAAAUGAAUGUUUACAGAUGUGAAAAUCUCGGCAUCUGACCAGUUUCAGAACCAAAAGCUCUAAUUUCAUUAACUGUAGUUGAAUUGUAGUAGAAUUCAAUUUUAA
This is a messenger RNA of Symsagittifera roscoffensis, 4794 nucleotides long. RefSeq names its product MAP/microtubule affinity-regulating kinase 3-like. Gene Ontology annotation, cellular component: cytoplasm. Gene Ontology annotation, biological process: protein phosphorylation; microtubule cytoskeleton organization; intracellular signal transduction. Gene Ontology annotation, molecular function: tau-protein kinase activity; ATP binding; protein serine/threonine kinase activity. The record is from RefSeq and is a predicted model, not a curated record. The transcript has 19 exons. Lineage: Eukaryota; Metazoa; Xenacoelomorpha; Acoela; Convolutidae. Bases 132 to 3311 code for a protein of 1059 amino acids.